AGUUUGAGUGAACUGCCUCGUCAUAAGUUACAACGUGAUAAACCGUUGUAUAGUAAAGUGUUUGAAGUUUGAGCUGUCAUGUCGACAAUACAGUAACUUAAAGUUACAGCGCUUGAUUUCCUAAGAAUUUACAAUCUAAUUCGUGUCUUGCCAUCGGUGUAUUAUUCUACCAAGAUAAAUAUAAAAUUGAAGCUUACAAUGUGAUAUGCUUGUAAAUAAAAAAAAUUGCAUGCAACAAUGACAGUAUUUAGUUAAAAUAAACCGCCGUUUUUGCAAAGAUACAAACAAAAUAUUUUACACAUGUACGCAGACAUCCUGAUAAUUUGAUUUUAACUUAUUUAAACCACCAAUAGUUAACACAAUUGUCGCCCACCAUCAAAUAUAUUCAGAGUAUACGAAUUGAAAAAUUUUGUCAAUUUUCUCACUAAAUGAUAAACUAUAGUAACACAAGCGUGUACCUAGCCAAAAUGACAAAUAAAUAUAGUUAUUCAGCAGAGAAACCGGAGUAAACUUUCUUUUAGUCACCGCAGUUAAGACCUAAAUAUGUAAAAAUACAGAAUGCAGAAUGAACGUAUAAAUAUAAAAAAUAUACUAAAUUAUUCUACUUCGUGCAGCAAAUUCCACAUUUUACAAAAUUUUGCGUCUAGACUUUGCAAUUAUACUAAUCUUUGUACGCACUUUUUAGUUUUUUUCCUUGUCCUCAUGAUCUAAAGUUAAACUAUAUACCACAUAAGGUCCAUUAACAUUGUGUAAAUUUAUUUUAUUAUUUUUUAUUUUUAGCAACACUUAGAUUUAGCCUAUCCCUUAAAUGAAAAGCCACUUAACAGUUUGUUUGGAUGAACCGCUAAUUGUUCGACUGUAGAUAAACUAUCCUUUUUAUGACUGUGCGUUCAAAACGGUCAAUCUGCCUUGCAAUGAGUGUCCUUUCGAGAAUUUCUCUGCUGUUUCUCGUGUUUGUCAUGGGCGAUUGCACAGAGGAAGCUGUUUUUCGAAAAAAUAAGCAAAAAUACUUGGCGAAUCAUGUCAUCGAAACAAAACAAGCAAAGUCUGAGUUUGAAUGUGGUUUACUUUGCGCUCGUCAUGGGUCAUGUGCGUCAGCCAACUUCAAAACUUCCGGUGAAGAUAAAGGUCGAUGUGAACUCAACAACCGAUGAUGUGAACGCAACAACCGAUGAUGACGAGAAGACAAACGAUGAAUUCAAUCAUCUUGUUAUAAUAAAACCAGUAAGCAUUAACAUGAAUUUUUUACAUAUAUUAUGUGGUUAUGACGACGGACAUGCACGCGGUAUAGAAUAGAUUAGUUUUUCAUGUAAAGAUUAUAACUCGAUGAAACAACUAAAUAUAUAGAGUGUUUCUUACUGAUAAUUGCUGGAAAUUUCUUCCACAAAGAAAGAACGGAGUAUUUCGGCCAUUCAAUACCCUGACAGCUAAAGCAAAAUUAAUGUCGUCAUCCAAUUAUCGUAGUUCUUGCUUCCAAACUGCAUUUUAAAACACUGCGAUUCUUGAUUUUGAAAUACCGAAAUAAAAUAAGCAAAGGGUAAAAUACAGUAAUUCCAACUGACAGUAAAAUUUAAAUUCGGCUCUUUUUCAUGCGAAUUACUACAUUAUGCAUACAGGCCUGGACGGGAGCAAGAGAAUCGGAUUUUGGAAAAAAAUGCUUGAACUUUGGAAGAUCCCAUGAACUAAAUGCUUUUAUUUGGCAGCCGUCCGCCUAAGAUAGAAAUGAAGUUCAUUAAAUGAUAAUGAGCUAUAGAUUAACCCGCAUAACCGAUGAAUUAUUACCUAGAAUUUAAAUAAAUUAAAUUGAGUGAUAAAACACAUCUUCAGACCCGGCUUACACAGUCAACGUUCAUCGAUAUGUAAAUCGCGUCUUUUAAAACGAACGUUUCCUUGAAAAUUUGUCAGGUAAUUUAAGGCUGUUUCAUUCAUUUCAUUCGCUUUGUCGGCGGGCGAAGCAGCCUCUGAAAAUCUUCUCAUGCGGGCGUGACGGGCUUUAAAAACAGAGCGCGCUUCGCAAGAGGACGUAAGGGAAAACCGACUUUAAGCUUUGAUAUUAUGUUUUUAUUAUAUUACGUAUAACUCUUAUAACUUAAGCUUGGUUCUAAUAUGUCACCGUCAGUCAGCGACGUAUUGUUUGUGGCCUAUGAGCAAGAAAUUUUAUUAAAAAUAACUAAGCAUUUCACUCAUCAACGACUACCGACAAUAGCACCAAUAUCGAGAUAGCUAAUUGCAAAAUGACGGAUAUGAAUUUUAGUUUCACCGCAAAUAAAAAUAUAAAGUGUCCAUUGACACCGUCUUAAGCCGGUUUUCCACUAUAUAUCGAUCACUUUCGUGUGAAGCGACAUUUUACUUUUAUUUCACCCUUUAGAGCUCUCAGCUGCAACCAUCUGGAGCAAAUUGUUUAAAUGCAAAAAAAAAUAAAUUUGCCCCACGCUUUAGAGACGGCAAAUUGUAGCACCGUCCCAAAAAAUUAUUUUACGAUAUUCGCCACUGUUGCUUUUAUGGGUCCAUGUGAAGAAUUUAUUCUCGUCGCUUUUUAGGUUGGGUUGAAGCAGGAAAAUAAUAUUUUUCCAGGUAAUUAAAAUUUUUGAAGUUAUGGCGACCAAAAUGAAAACAACCUCAUCCUAUAUUGUAUAUUUAUGUUUUUAGAUGAACAACAAAACGCUUUUCCUCAAUCUUGCACGGAAUUGUUUGGCAGGAAUACAUCAUUGCCCGAUGGUGUCUACACGUUGCAGAAGAAUCAAUGCUCGCCACCAUAUAAGGUAUAUUGUCACAUGACAGAUAUCCCAGGAUGUGGGGUUGGAGGUUGGACGCUAGUGAUGAAACUUGAUGGGACAAAGAAUACAUUUAUCUAUGGUUCUUCUCUGUGGACAAACAAAGAGACAUACGCAGCACAAGAUGGUCUGGAAGGAUUGACAGAGAAAGAAAGCAAGUUGGCUUCGUAUUGGAAUACUCCGUUCACAAAGAUUUGCCUGGGUAUGUCGCAUAAGAAAGCCACCAAAUGGAUGACCCUCGACGACACCGCAAGUUCACUGUAUAGUGUGAUUGCGGACGGCCAAUUUAGGGCAACGACCGCUGGUAGAGCAGCAUGGAAAUCUCUGAUCGCCGGUUCGUCACUUCAGAAAAACUGCAACAGGGAAGGGUUUAAUGCCGUUUUCAGAAUACGAAUUGGAUUCCAAGCCAAUAACGAGGAAGAUUGUAAUUCGUGUGAUUCUUGGAUUGGCUAUGGAGCUGAAAGGACUUGUGGUAACGGUGAUAAAAAUUUGGCGACGUUUGGAUACAUACUUGUUCAAUAAUUAAUAAAAUAGAAAUAAAAUAGCACGCCACAUUCUAGUCAAUAUAAAGAUAACUUAAUGGGUUGAAAAAACGUGACGAUUUCUUGCAUAGUUUCUACGCGAAUAUGUUCAGUUUUUAUGUAUUCAAAAUAACGAGUUAGCAUAAACGGUGACCUUACAGAGACAUUAUAAUAUUGUAGCAUGACAAUUCUAGGCCUUCCAAAAAUAUCAUAACAAAUAAGGCUUUGAUUGUCAAUACAGGUAAUAUUAUAAUAUACACACCCAGCACCUUCUACCAUACUGAUAAUAUAAAUUUAUGUCAGCAUAAUAAUUACGCCUGUAUAAUGGCCUAUAAAUACUAUAUAUCUGUGUCAUUAGAAUAUGUAGUUCUAUGAAAAUAAAAUGCACAAAAGUAAUUUUUUAAGUCUCUUUCGAAAUAACGUGGCAAAAAGUGGCGCUUACGCAGUGAAAUAAAUAUAUAAGC
Messenger RNA from Dendronephthya gigantea, 3759 nucleotides. RefSeq lists its product as uncharacterized. The record is from RefSeq and is a predicted model, not a curated record. The transcript has 3 exons. Gene Ontology annotation, molecular function: oligosaccharide binding. The coding region runs from base 2640 to 3296 and encodes 218 amino acids. Lineage: Eukaryota; Metazoa; Cnidaria; Anthozoa; Malacalcyonacea; Nephtheidae.